AUGACAGGAGGCAGACAGAGGUCUCACUCAUACUACAACCCUGAGGACAGCAAGACCUAUGGUUCACAGACACAGACUAAGGACAUCUGUCAAAGACCUCGUUCAAGAUCUUUUUACAGUUAUGAAACAUCAGAACAUGACUCUGACCAUGAUCUGGACCAUCUAUCAGCGUCCAGUCUACUGAGGCAGAAAGCGACCAAUCCCCAGCAUCUCGUAAACAAAAAUGAAAAGGCCAAAUCAAAACCAAACAAGCAUUCACUUUCAAGAGAACUUAAUGGGAGCAGAGGCAGUCUCAAGUGUGUGUCCAUGAUAACUAUCUCUGAGUCGGACAACUGGGAGAUCUGCUCUAGCUCUGGCAUGAAGUAUGGUCAGUUUGUGGACUGGGAGAAAAUUGAUCCUGAAGCAGCAGAACGCUACCAACAGAUAGUUUCGAGUGAGCACCGGCAGUUGAAAGCCAUGGGACGAGAAGGAUUCUGGGCUACGCCUCAUACACUCAGGGCAAAGGCUUACUACCACAUCAUCCAUGGCAUGCAUUCCAGGGUUCAAAACAUAAAUCGAUACCAGAUAUGUGACCUGUGCUGUAGGUGUGUCAGUCCGGAGAGAGGAGUCUAUUAUGAACUAAGCAGGAAGCUCUUUGGAGAACAAAAGCUGAUCAACCACCCAGUACCAGAGUAUAUGGAGGCGGGAGAGAUCCCAAGGUACUGCCUUAAUAAGGCUGGUCUGAAUUCCGUUAAAAAGAUUCUUCUUUGUCUGGGAAGAUACUUCCCAGACAUGAACUUUUGCCCCAUCCUUCCUGCAUUGGCAUCGCUCAUCUUGCACUUCAGCCAGGACGAAGCGGAGUGCUUCUACAGUGUUGCCAGACUAAUUUGCUAUAACGACCCGAAUAAGCGAUACAUUGACCAGACCUUCCUUACAUACCGAGCGUCGUGCAUGACCUUCGGAGACCUUGCCAACAGAUGUUGCCGAGGCAUCCGGAAGUUGAUAGCCAGCUCACACCAGAACCUGUUCGAGUUUUACUCAGAUUGGAUCAUGUGGAUCUUUGCUGAUCUUCCAUUCACAUAUGCCAUUCGAGUGCUGGAUGUCUAUCUACUGGAGGGCUACAAGGUCCUUUACAGAGUGGCAUUGGCUUUGCUGAGCCUCUACAAAGUCUCCGUUUCGUCCAGAGUUGCAGACGUGGAGGAUUUCCGAACUGACAUGAAAAGGUUUGUGCAGAAUGUGGCUCGCCACUGCACGGCUGAGAAUCUCCUGGAAAAAGCAUUCCUGGUUCCCAUUGCCACGAGGAGAGAACUCAAUCUCUUAUUCAAGGCCAACAAAGUCUCUCUUAUGCAAAAAGGCGUCAGCAUCCACCAGAAGAGGCAAUCAGUGGAUACAGUGGACUUCAACAACCUAGGCUCUAGUGUUGUGACAGCAACAGAGAUGAGAGUCGUCUGGGCCUGGAUACCAGAACGUUUUGCUCUUUUCAGUCCAAUUAAGUUGUUCAGUUCAGUAGAACAUGGAGGAAGUCUUGCUUCGUUCUAUUAUCAUGUAGAGGGCCAUGAGCCCGCAGUGUUGCUCAUCAAAACAGAGGAUGAAGAGGUCUUCGGUGUCUUCAUUUCAUCAGAUAUGACAGAAAGGCACAAGUAUGACACUGAUAAAGCUACAUUUUUUGGAACAUGCGAAUGCUUUGUUUUCACGCUUCGUCCCAGCAUGGAGCGCUACCAGCGAGCCAUGGUCAACAUCAUGACCAGGAAAGUCUUCCCUCAGCAGGCUCAAUUUAACUCCCAGAACACAUUCAACACAACUCUGACAUGUCCAGCUGGGACACCCCAAGACCCGAGCUACUUGACCAUUCCUUUCACUGCACCCUCACAAGACCCAUUUACUACAAAUGAGCCAAAGAGAUCCAAGGAACAAGAGGCUUCCAAGUUCAUAGCUGGCAGUGAUGAACAGCUCAUUAUUGGUGGGAAUGGAGGCUAUGCACUCUGCUUUGAGCAGACCCUUGAGGCAGGCUACACAGAGUCUUGUGCCACAUUCAAAAGCCCGCCACUCUGCAAAGAACAUUUCAAGAUCCAGUCUCUAGAGGUCUGGGGAAUCCAGAACUCAAUUUGCUUUUCUCACUGUGCCGAAGCAUUCGACAUUGAGUAUAUCGUAGAACCUGAUAACAGCGAUGACUCUACUAUCUCUGGCUCCGAAGAUGACAAAAAGCCGGACAAAAAGUCUGCCAAAAAGGCUGAGAAAAGGUCUGACAAAAAGCCUGAGAAAAAACAGCCAGACAAAAAGACAGAGAAAAGGCCCAAGACAAGGCAACAAAAGCGCCAUUCUUGCACUCUUUGCAGCAAAGUAUUCGAUAGGCUUUCCAAGCUUAACCGUCACCAAUCUGUACACACAAGGCCAAGGACCUUAAAGACUCUCUAUAACUGUAAGCAUUGCGACAAGACUUUCAAAGAAGAAGAGAAACUGCUACGACACCAGGAUACUCACAACAGGACAAGGGAGCACCCGUGCGCAGACUGCGAUAAAGUGUUUAACAAGCCUUCCAGGCUCGCGCGGCAUCGACGCAUCCAUGAUAGGAAACCAAAGGAACCACACCAGUGUUCCUUCUGUGCCAAGACAUUUGAUAAACUUUACAGACGCAUCCGUCAUGAACGAAUGCACACGGGCGAGAGACCUUUCACCUGUUCCUUUUGUGGGAAGGGAUUCUCCGAAAUGGGUCACUGCAAAGCUCACGAAAAGACUCAUCAGGAUAACCCGGAGAAACCCCACCACUGCCCCGACUGCAGCAUGUCUUUCUUCAAGGCCUCGGAACUCAAUCGGCACCAGCGCUCGCACACUGGAGAGAAGCCAUUUCAGUGCAGCGAAUGUGACAGCUCCUACGCCCGGUCCGAGAGUCUCAAGAGACACAUGAGGAGCCACACCGGGGAGCGGCCCUACGCGUGCAUCACCUGCAGCAAGGGAUUUUACUCGCGCCAGGAUUUGAACAUUCACGUGCUCAUCCACUCGGGAGAAAAGCCCCAUCUUUGCCCCGUGUGCGGUAAAGGCUUCUCGCAACUUGGCAACAUGAAGGAGCAUGAGAAGAACGUGCAUGUCAGGCCCGAGAAGUAUUCUUGUAACGAAUGCGGCGCCACCUUCACUCGUUUCAAGUCGCUCAACCUGCACCAGCGAGUGCACACCGGAGAGAGGCCAUAUCUCUGCUUGCCUUGCGGGCGAAGCUUUUCCUGGAGUCACUGUCUGAGCAGACACCGCAGAACUCACGCUCACAAGCAGAUGUUGAGAGAUGCCACCAAAGACCUACAAGAUUUUGAAGCACUCACUGAGAACCAGGUGGGAAACAAUCUCUGCAGCAAGUCCUGGGUUUACCUGGGGUCUUAUCCCACUGGGGCAUGGCCGAAACGACUCACCAGGGAGGACUGGAUCAAAUACUUGAGCCAUCGCAUCUAG
Nerophis lumbriciformis (worm pipefish) is the source of this 3417-nucleotide messenger RNA. The record is from RefSeq and is a predicted model, not a curated record. Lineage: Eukaryota; Metazoa; Chordata; Actinopteri; Syngnathiformes; Syngnathidae.